CUCAGACAGAAUUCAACAACAACAUCUCAGCUUUCACAAUUUUCUGCUAAUGCAAUGCAGACUAUGCAGUAUAUCGAUACAUAGAUUAUUUAUGUACAUUGAAAGAAUGUUGGCAGAAUGGUGCAACUGCUUGCAGCCCUUAGGCUUACCUAGAUAACCAGUGCUUACCAGAUAAUGAAAAUGAAGAGGAUACCAUUAAGUGAGAGGUUUAGCCAUAUCAAGGCUGUAACUGUUGACAGCACAGAGAGUGAUACAGACUUCUCUGACAAUGACUUAAUUGCAAGGAGUUCCUCAAACAGAUUCAGCUAUUCUAAUACUGCAGCUUUUUCAUUUACUGGAAAUACUGACAACAAAACAGUGGAAGAUGAACAUGAAAAUGAUGAUAGCGAUGAAGAGAUAUUUUAUGAUCUGGAAAGUGAAUGGACAGAACAUUUCAAAAAAACAUUGCUGAAAAGCAGAAAUCUUAGUGGAGUACAUGAGAAAAGUGUAUCUCUUUUUGAUAGGGUUCCACAGGUUGACAGUAGAGUACCAUUGCAGUACCUGCAAGAUGGCCUAGAUCAUUAUAAACUGAGUCAAGGAUCUGAUGAUGUUACAAUUGAAAGAAAUGAGACUGCAAUGGAUAUCUGUAAAGAUGAUGAUGUAGAUGAGAUAGGUGCUGAGACUGCCAUUAAUGUGGCUGAUGGAAUUGAUAUUGAACAGAUAGGUAGUAUAAAUGCAGAUAUAGAAAAUACAGAUACUGCUAAUGGUGAUAUAGUUGCUGAUAAAACUAAUAAACUGGUAAUCACUGAACCUGUUCAAAUAAGCACUGUAAAUAAAGAAACAGACAUUGAUGCAACUGAAAUAAUAUGUGUACCUAUUCACAUAAACCAUGAUACAAAGACAGCUAAUAAAGUUGAAACAGGCACUGAAUCCUUUCAAAGUGAAAUUGGGCUACCACCUGAAUUGGAAGAUCUCGGUAAUUGCAAGUCUGCAGGUGAACUUGAAUCACCUGUUGUCCAAGAACCUUUAUCUAAAACUGAAAAUGAAGAAGUUAUUGAGGAUGAAAACACUGAAACAAUAGUUGUAACUACUAGUAUAGAAGAUUCUAGAGACAUAUCAGAUGAAAAUAAAACAGUUCUUCCUGAAAACACAGAAAAUACAAAUGUACUAGAGUCAUUGAAUGCUUUAUCAUUAGAUAAAGAAAAUGAAAAAUGUGUUCCAAGUCAGUUAUUGAAGAACACUGAAGCAAGUGACGCAAGGAAGACUGAAGAAACUGUUGUGUCAGAAUUACCUAAAGAGCCCAGUUUGGAAACUGUUGAGACUGCUCCAGGGCAUCAAGAAAGCAGUAUCAAAGAACUAAAUAUUGAUGAAACACUUCAUUCCAAAAAUCAUGACAAGAGCAAAGAUGAGGAUGUGUUGGUUAAAUUGUAUGAUUCAUCUGUUCCAAAACAAGACAAGGAAAAGACUGGGAAUAAAAAGAGGGUAUCACAACAAGAAACCAAACUGAAAAAUGUUUCACAGAAAUGUAACAAAGAAAAGAUGAAAAACAAUUCUGUUACUCAGUCCAAGAAAGAAUCAAAGAAAAUAAAGACUGUAGAUAUAAAACCAACAUUUAGUUUCCCUCUUGACGAAUUACUACCUGCUGUACCAACAAAGAAAAGAAAGGCCAGUGAAGAUGUCAAAACUACAGGUGAAACUACUGCUGUUGCAAGAAAAAGACAUACAUCUGAAACUAAAACUAAUGAGACUAAGCAAAAUGCAGUUACAGAGGAAGUCCUUUCUAAUCCAGUUGCACCACACCCAUUUAUUGAAAGUGAUAUCUUCCAUGGAACAGUUUAUGACAGCUCACCAAAGGAAGACCUUUCUGAAACAUUAUAUCACCAGCAUAGUAACUUUGAAGACCUUGACGAAACGCCAUUGCCGAGUGGUUCAGGCAAAGACACUUUUGAAAAUGAGUUUGACAGUGGUAUGUCUAGUCUCAUUCUGGCUUUACAGAAUGGUAAUCAGCAGGUUAUAUCAAUGUUUCAAGCUGCGUUACAUGACCAGAUUGGUUCAAAUUUAGAAGCUUUAGCAUUUAAAGCCAAACAAGGGCAGCAGUUUGCUCCUAAUUGUGUAAAUGAAGAGCAGACAUCAUUUGGAUUUUAUACAGAAAGAACAGAAUGUGCUCAUAAAGAUCCUGAUGAAACUGGUGACAAUUUAACAAAAGAUAAGUAUGACGAACUACUUAACUUGUUUGUUGCACAGUGUUCAGCACUUGUGAAAACUGACGAAGAUCGUAGCAAACUCAAAUCUUUAAUGAAAGUGCUUCAGAAAGAGGGGGAAAUGAAGUUGACAAGUACAGGAUUCACACCCCCAACUGAGAUUGAACCAAAUACCCAUCAUGAUGUACCAAAGUCACUGGAUCUCAGUUCAGUGUCUACUAGUCUAGACAGUUAUCAUGUUGGAAGUUCUUUGGUAGAUAAACAUGAAGGAGAACUGUUUGAAGGGAGGACAUUACUUAAAGGAGGUGUGGAACCGAGACACAUUCCAAAAACAACUGUACGUAAACCUGGACAGGAUCUCCCGAAAGAUCCAAGGUCUUGUUUAAUUGGUGAAAGAAGCAUCUCUCUGGUGAAAGUACCUUUGCCCCAAUUUGCAGUAGAACUCUAUGGAGAAAAGAAAGUAAAAAAGAUGAUCCACUUAGAUUGGGAUGCUCAGUUUAGUUUAAGCAGAAGUCAGUCUACUUUAGCAAAAGAAAAAAAUCCAAGAAUGAAAAAUAUUUCUCCUAUUGAUUCAGAUUUGAAAUUGAUCGUAGAUGCUACAAAGACACUAGUUGAAAGUUUACAAACCGCUACUAAAAAUGCGGCCAUUGAAAGUAAAACUGUUCAACAAAAUAAAGCAGAACAGGCAGAUCAGAUUCCAGUUCUGAUUGAUAAAAAAAUUACUUCUGAAAUUAGAAGAGGUAAAGGUACAGAAAAUGAUAAAAACAAAACUAUUCCAGUUCUAAUAACACCACAGAAAGAAAUGUUAACAACACAAGUUUUAGAUUCAUCUGAAGAUAGAAAUCCUGUUUUACGCUGUAUUAAUAAAAAGAGCAGUUUAACAAAUGAUUCAAGUAAACAAGAAAAGAAACCCUGUAUUGGCGUUGUUAAACCACUAGUUGAACAACAUAAACCAAAAGACACAAAACCUUCAGUUGGAAUUGUAAAACCAAUUCAGCUGCAAACAUCAUCUGUAAAGCUGGAGACAAAAUCAAAAUCAAAAAGGAAUACAACUACACCCUCUAUGACCUCAUUGAAUUUGGAACAAAAGUUUGAUAUAGAAGAUGGUGAAAUUCAAGUUGAUAAUGUAAUUGAAAAAUGUAAGGAUAAAACUUCAUUAUCUGGAGCAAAUCAGCAAAUAGUUACCAUAGAACUAGAUUCUGAUUCUGAAGAGGGGGAAAUAAGAAUGGAUGAAGAGAGACAAGUAAGUGAGAAAGGAAAGAUUGGAACAAAAUCUGAUUCAAGUUCCUUGACGAAAGGUCACAACAAUAGGAAAAAGGAAGUUAAUUAUAAAUCUGGUCAAAGCAACAAUAAAAUUGCAACUCAACAUUUGCUCGAAACGUUUAGUAAUACAAACAAGAUAAAUAUUAGUUUUUCUGAUGUAUCAAGCUGCGAAGAUGGCCAAAUAGACACUGAUUUGGACAAGUCUUUUAAAGAAGAAGUGGUGAAAAUAGAUAAGAGAGACAGAAGUAGAGAUAAGGAUAGAUCUUCAAGACAUUAUCGCAAGAGAGAUCGAUCAUCUUCAAGGUCUUCCAUAGAAAGCAGACUGUCACAUAGUUCUAGGAAUCAUUACAGGGAUGAAGAAAGAAAAUACUACUCACAUAAAUCAACAAGACGAGGUAGUAGUAGAGAAAAGUCGAGGAGAAGAGACAGAUCAAGAAGCAGGGAGAGAAGUUGGUUAAGAAGCCCUUCAGAAGAAAAGAGUUACUCCAAACAUAAACAUAGGCAUAGACACCAUACAAGUAAGGAUGAAAGAUCUGACAAAGAAUUUUCAGAUAGGUCAGAAACUUCAAAACGACAUCAUAGUGCAUGUGACGAAAAAAGAAAAAGGCACAAAACUGAAGAAGAUUACAUAGGGAUUAAGACUGAUAAAAAUAAAUAUGCAAGCGAAGUAUAUUUCAAAUCUGCAUCUAGUCAGAGGGUUACAAGUGUUUAUGGUGAAACUGAUGCAAAAAAAUCACCCAUACAAAAGUCGAACUUGCCUCAAACAAGUUCAGUUUCCUAUCUAAAUACUGGUGAUGAAGAUCUUCUGAGUGAUGCAGACAUUGCUAAAGAAUAUCAUGAAAAGUUUGGAAAAUCCAAAACAGCAAACACUAACACUGUAGAAACAGAUAGGUUAACAUUUAGUUACAACAGUGGCAACAGUUUGGCAGGAAAGAAAUACCCAUGUUUCACAGCAAGUAGGUCAAGGAGGAAAAGUUGGGAAGAUCAGCAAAGACAAGUUUUAGAAGAUAAAAAAUUCUUAGAAAAAUGCAAGCAAAAAAUUUUAGGUAAAUCUGCAACAGUUUCUAAACUAUCAGUACCUGAUCAGACUGCAAAAUACUGUUCUUCAAAACAAAAAGAAUCAACCAUCUGCAAACCGAGGUCAACUUCAUGUGUAUCAUCAUCGUACAAUGAAAUGCUUGAUUUAGAAGAUGGGGAAAUUCAGGCAAAAAAAUAUGUAUAGUGCAGUUGCUUAAAAAAUGGUGGGUAGGGUGGGAUUGACUUUAUUUCUAUUUUAGUCCGGACAAAUCAGUAAAACCAGACAUGGAUGCAAAAGCUGACAUUUAUAUUAUGUUUGAAUAUUAUAUCUGACUACAUAUUUCAUGAUAUCAAGGGACCAUUACGCUUAUACAUUUAUAAUUAUACAUACAUGUUUCAUCAAAAUAAUAGUUUUAAAAAAUUCAAAGGUUUUUCAAAUAUUCUAGGGUCAGGGGUAAUAGCUUUGUAGUGUCAGGUUGCUUGAAACAGCAUUUUUUGCUCGACUAUACAGAGUAUUUGGAGAGCUGUCCUACCCACCCUGGUGUUCGUGUCCACAUCUUGGUUCAAGUUUUGAUGGACUUUCAAUUUAUCUCUUUUAAUACUGAAUGGAUUUGCUUCAAUCUUAAAGUUGUAACUUGUUCAUCAUCAUCGCCCACACCAUAUGACACAAGGGUCAUAACUCUUUCACCAGUAUUGCAUGAUUUGUGCCCCCUUUUUGCUUAAAAUUUCUGGUUAAAUUUUUGAUGCAUUUUCACUUUAUCUCUGUUAUUACUAAAUGGAAUUGGUUCAGAUUUAAAUAGUUGUUUAACAUCAUCACCUCUGAUAAAUUUUUCGUGAGUUAUGGGCAUAGUAUAUCUUAAAUUGUUUGAAUUGAAUGUAAAUAUUAGUUAUGUGAUUUUAAUUGUUUUUAUAUCAAUCAUUAACAGUCCUUUGUCAUCUUAAGAAUUUUUUGUUAUGUUGCAUUAAAUUUGAUACCUGAAUGGUCAGAAUGUUAUUACUAAAUGGAUUUGAUUCAAACUAAAAAUAGAUGUUCCACCUUAUCACCCACAUCAUGUGACACAAGGUGCAUAAAUUAACACCAAUUUUUCAUGAAUAAUGCCCCCUUUUACUUAGAAUUUAAGGUUAAUUUUGAUGCAUUUUCACUAUAUCAUUCUUCCAUACCUCAUGUUUUUAUUUCGAUGUAAAUGAGAUUGUGGAACCAAAAUUUGUAGUCCUGUUUGGCGCCAUAUAACCUAUACUGUGUUGGUGCGCCGUAAAACCCAAAUAAAUAAAUAGAUAACUGAUUGGCUUAGAGCCAAAGGGAAGUAACCUUUUGUACGGAGUUACUUCCCCUUUAAUUCCAAGAAUUAGUCUAUUUUUAGAAAUUCUAUUUUUAGAUUUUGGGUACUUUUUAGCUCACCAGGUGAGCUAUUGUGACCGGUCAUUGUCCGGCAUCUGUCGUGCUUCGUCCGUCAACAUUUGCCUUGUGAACACUAGAGGCAUCAUUUGUGACCCAAUCUUUAUGAAACUUUGUCAGAAUGUUAGUGUUGAUGAUCUCUAGGUCAAGUUCUAAACUGGGUUAUGUUGGUCAAAAACUAGGUCAGUAGGCCAGAUCAAAGGAAAAGCUUGUGAACACUCUAAAGGCAACAGUUGUGACUCGGUCUUUAUGAAACUUUGUCAGAAUGUUUGUCUUGAUGAUCUCUAAGUUAAAUUCGAAACUGGCUCAUGUGGGGUCAGAAACUUAGUCACUAGGCCAGAUCAACUCUGUUGAGCGAUAUAGGGCCAUCAUGGCCCUCAUGUUUAUUAUUAGUCCUAUGUAAAAAGUAAAUACAUUUUUUCUGUGGUAACAUAUAGAAUAAUGAAUCCAUUUCUUAAAUUUUUUUUUGAGGCUAUACCCCAUUAAGACUGCAGCCUGCCCGCUUAGCUCAGUAGGUAAGAGCGUUGGUCUGCGGAUCGCGGGGUCGUGAGUUUGAUCCUCGGGCGGGACGUAUGUUCUCCGUGACCAUUUGAUAAACGACAUUGUGUCUGAAAUCAUUAGUCCCCCACCUCUGACUCAUGUGGGGAAGUUGGCAGUUACUUGCGGAGAACAGGUUUGUACUGGUACAGAAUCCAGGAACACUGGUUAGGUUAACUGCCCACCGUAACAUGACUGAUAAACGGUGUUAAACCUAAAACAAACAAACAAACCAUUAAGACUGCAAACAUUUGAAUGAUUUCCCCUUAAUUGUUACAAAUGUACCAGUGGGGGCACACCCUGUGUCCUACAGACACAUUCUGGUUGUAUUCAUUUUUAGUGUAUCUCUAUUAUUAGAGAUUUUUAUAUUUACCUCAUCCCUCAUCCUGGGCACAUAUACUAGUAUUACUUAUAUGCGCCGAGGAAGUCCAGGAUGAAGUACUCUAAAGACGAGUAAAAAAAAAAAAAAUAAUUUAAAAUAUAAUUUUGUUUUUACGUUUUAAAUUAUUCUAAGUAUUUUUAAAAUUUCUUAUGGUUGCCAUUCUUCUGUGACAAGACCGUAUUGUUGGGGUAUAAGUCACUCCUGUGACAGUUCUAGUUAAUACUGAGUGUAUAGAUUUAAUUCAAAUUGUAGUUCCUCAUCAUAUGACAAAAGGUCCAUUAUGUUCCCUUUUUAUGUAGAAUUUCAAUUUAAUUAUGUCUCCCCUAGGAGACAUUGUUUUUGCCCUGUCCGUCCGUCCAUCCGUACGUCACACUUCAUUUCCGAGCAAUAACUGGAGAACCAUUUGACCUAGAACCUUCAAACUUCAUAGGUUUGUAGGGCUGCUGGAGUAGACGACCCCUAUUGUUUUUGGGGUCACUCCGUCAAAGGUCAAUGUCACAGGGGCCUGAACAUUGAAAACCAUUUCCGAUCAAUAACUAGAGAACCACUUGACCCAGAAUGUUGAAACUUCAUAGGAUGAUUGGUCAUGAAGAGUAGAUGCCCCUAUUGAUUCUGGGGUCACUCCGUCAAAGGUCAAUGUCACAGGGGCCUGAACAUUGAAAACCAUUUCCAAUCAAUAACUAGAGAAGCACUUGACCCAGAAUGUUGAAACUUCAUAGGAUGAUUGGUCAUGAAGAGUAGAUGACCCCUAUUGAUUUUGGGUCACUCCGUCAAAGGUCAAGGUCACAGGGGCCUGAACAUUGAAAACCAUUUCCGAUCAAUAACUAGAGAACCACUUGACCCAGAAUGUUGAAACUUCAUAGGAUGAUUGAACAUGCAAAGUAGAUGACCCCUAACAAUUUUGGGGUCACUCCAUUAAAGGUCAAGGUCACAGGGGCCUGAACAUUGAAAACCACAUUUCUGGUCAGUAACUUGAGAACCACUUGACCCAGAAUGAUGAAACUUCAUAGGAUGAUUGAACAUGCAAAGUAGAUGACCCCUAACGAUUUUAGGGUCACUCUGUUAAAGGUCAAGGCCACAGGGGCCUGAACGUGGAAAACCAUUUCCAAUCAAUAUCUUGAGAACCUCUCGACCCAGAAUGUUGAAACUUCAUAGGAUGAUUGUUCAUGCAGAGUAAAUGACCCCUAUUGUUUUUGGGGUCACUCCGUUAAAGGUCAAGGUCACAGGGGCCUGAACAUUGCUAACCAGUUCCGAUCAAUAACUUGAGAACCACUUGACCCAGAAUGUUGAAACUUCAUAGGAUGAUUGAACGUGCAGAGUAGAUGACCCCUAUUGAUUUUGGGGUCAGUCUAUUAAAGGUCAAGGUCACAGUGGCCUGUUCAUGUAAAAUCAUUUUUUGGAAAUAACUUGAGAACCACUUAACCUACAAUGUUGAAACUUAAUAGGAUGAUUGGACAUGCAGAGUAGAUGACCCCUAUUUAUUUUGAGGUCACUUGAUCAAAGGUCAAGAUCACAGGAGCCUGAACAGUAACCUGAGAACCACUAGGCCAAGAGUGUUGAAAUUUAGCGGGAUGACUGGACAUGCCAAGUAGAUGAUCCCUGUUGCAGCCAACCAUCAGUGUCUCUUUGACUUUCGCUCCUGGCCCCUAUUGACUUCUUGCCUAUAGGACUUUGCAUUGGGGGAGACAUGUGCUUUUUUACAAAAGCAUUUUCUAGUUUUGAUCCUUUUUAAACCACACCUCUGUUCUUUAACUAAGUGGAUUCAAUGCAGAUUUAAAAUGGUUAUUACCAACAUUAUAUGACACAAGGUCACCAUAACUCUGGCACACAUCAAUAUUUUAUGAAUCAUGCCCUCUUAGAAUUAAUUGUUAAAGUUGUUAUGCACUUGCACUGUCUACAUGGAUUUGAUUCUAACGGAAAAUUGUUGUUACACUUUAUUAGGCUUAUGAUAUGACACAUGAUGCAUUACUUUUGAAGAAAUAUUCCAUGAAUUAUUUCUCUGUUUUGAUACACUUUCAUGCUUUUGUUAUUACGAAAAUACAUUUGACUCAGAAUUAAGCUAUUGUUCAGUUAAUAUUACUAUCUGUUUUGGAGUCAUUAAACACUCCAGUGAUAGCUCCAGCUUCCUCAGAUGUUCCCAAUUUCUCUAUCAAGCAUCAAAAUAGUCAAGCCCACGGUCUCCUGUGACAGCUGUUGUUUUAGACCCUAUGUGAAAGUAGAUUUGCAAAAACAAUUAUUCAAGUUCAGAGGAGUUUGAAUGAAUCUUCGUAAACAGUUACAGAAGCCCUUGUCUGUCUGUCCAAUUUACAUCGUGCAUAUCUCAAAAAGUAUAUGACUCAGAGUCAUCAAGUCAAUCAGCAUGGGAAGUUGUGUGCCUUGUGUAUUAAUUGGGAUCUCAAACAGACAGAGUUACGGCCCUUGACUUCGUAAAAAAUAUGUAUAAAAAGUGCCUAAGUUUGUGUCACGUGUAUCUCAGAAAGUGUUUAGAGUCAUCAAAUAUUACAAGAUUGUUAUAUAGUAUGUGAAGCACAAAAGCUGGUGUUCUGGUUGGGAUUUCACCCAGUCAGACCAGUGUUAUGGUACAUGACAUAGUGAAAAAUUUAGUCAUGAAACCAUCUAGGAAUGAAUCAUUAUUCCGCAUAUGAUUUUUUGUGCACCUGAGGAUUUUUUUAUUCAUUUUGCAAGACCAGUGUUAUGGUCCUUGAAAUAGUAAAAAAAAUAAUAGUUUGUGUCCCAUUUAUUAAGGAAUAUACUUGACUUAGAGACUUAAAACAUUAGAGAACUGUUUAGUCAGCAUGUGAAGUUGUGCACCAGGACUCCUGUUCUGUUUGGGAUUUCACUCGGCCAGACCAGAAUUAUGGUCCUUGACUUCCUAAAAUAUACACUUAAAGUACUUAAAUGUUUGUAUUGCAUAUUAACCCUUAGCCUGCUGGUGGCAGAUGAUUCUGCCUUUGCGACCAGUGCAGACCAACAUCAGCCUGCACAUCCGUGCAGUCUGAUCAUGGUCUGCACUGUUCGCUAUUCAGUCAGUAAAUUUUCAGUGAAAACCCCUUUGAGUAAUAAGUGGUACUGUCCAAAUUGAAAGAUGGACCAGUCCAUUAUAGAAAUAUAGCAGGGUAAGGGUUAAUUAUCUUAAAAAAAUUGUUCACCUAGAGUCAUGAAAGAAUUGGAACCUCUGCCUUACCCUUGCAUGAUUGUAAGAGGUGACUAAUAGGGUCUUAACACUUGGUUUUGCGGUAACUCUGUGAUUUUUCUAGCAGGUAUGCAAAUUUUGAUUCCGUACCUCAUGUUUUUAUUUCGAUGUAAAUGAGAUGUUGAACCAAAAUUUGUAGUCCUGUUUGGCGCCAUAUAACCUAUACUGUGUUGGUGCACGGUAAAACCCAAAUAAACAAAUAAACAAUAAACAGCGUCAUGAAACCAUGUACAGUGUCGAGAAUUAUGUACAACAUCAUGUUCUAUUUUUUAUUAGCUUGACUAUACGAAGUAUAAGGAGAGCUAUCCUACUCGACUCGGCGUCACCUUGGUUUAAGUUUUUUUUUACACUUUCUCUUUUUUCAUCAUAUCUCUGUAAUUACUUGAUGAAUUUGAUUCAGACUUGAAAUAGUUAUUCCUCAACAUCACCCACAUCAUCUGAUAUAAGGGCCAUAACUCUUGCACCAAUAUUUCAUGAUUUAUUCCCCCUUUCACUUAGAUUUUCAGGUUAAAGCUUUGAUGCACUUUCACUCUAUCUCUGUUAUUACUGAAUGGAUUUGAUUCAAACUUAAAAUUAUUCUUCAACAUCAUCACCCACAUCAUAUGACACAAGGUGCAUAACUCUGGCACAAAUUUUUCAUGAAUUAUUCUCCCUUUUUACUUAGAAUUUCAGGUUAAAGUUUUGAUGCACUUUCUCUCUAUCUCUGUUAUUACUGAAUGAAUUUGAUUCAAACUUAAAAUAAUUGUUCAACAUUGUCACUCACAUCAUAUGACACAAGAUGCCUAACUCUAGCACCAAUGUUUCAUGAAAUAUGCCCUCUUUUACUAUAAUUUAAGGUUAAUUUUGAUGCAUUUUCACUAUAUAUUACGAAAUGCAUUUGAUUCCAACUUGAAGUAGUUGUUCCACAUCAUCACCCUCAUCAUAUGACUCAAGGUGCAUUAACUCCUGCACCAAUAUUUUAUGCAUUAUGCCCCUUUUUAUGCCCCCGGCAUCUAGUGAUGCGGGAGGCAUAUAGUGAUUGUCCUGUCCGGCUGUUCAUUUGUCCGUCUGUCCGUACGAGGUUAACCAAAUGGGACCGUUUCGUCUAGCAUCAAUAUCCCUUACUAGAAUGACUUUAUACUAAUGCAGAUGUAACCUGUGACCAUUUCUUAUCUUCAGACAUCACCUGACCUCAGUUUGACCUUGAACUUGACCUCGUUUUGGACUUAGGUUGCUUUGAAGGGACAAGGAAUUGCCACCGGGGGCAUCAAGUGUUUAUUGAACGCAGCUUCUUCUUUGCUUAGAAUUAUAGUUAUAUAGUGUUUUGAUACACUUUAUAUUUACCUCUCUUGUUACUUAAUAUUUUUGACACAGACUCCAGCUUUUGUGCAAUAUCUUCAUCCACCAUUGCAGGGAUCAUCCUACAGGGGGAUUUGAGCGAUAUCGUCGGUUAAAGUCGGCCACUUCGCCAAAUUAUCACCUCUGGGUAAAAUCCGAAUCGCUGAUUUUUUCAGUGUUGUAAUCUAUUUACUUAAAGUUGUAAAACUUGAUGCACACACAUUGUAAUACACAAGAUUAAAUUACAGAUAAAUCCAUGGUCAACCCUGCCUGCCUAAUCGCCCGUCAGUCUUCAAUCAAUGGUAGCGUUAAUAUCCCACUAUAGUUUAUCAAUAAUAUUGUAAGCCGCCGCCAUUUUGAAAAUUUUCCUUCGGCGUAAAAACAGUCUGUAAACUUAACAAGUGCAGACUUAAACUUUCUUCAGCAUGAUCUUACGCAUCAACUGUAUAUUAUUUCUUGAUUUAAUUAUAAAUUGCUUCAAAAUUUAUUUCAAAUAUGGCCAAUUUCUGUAAAUGAAUUGGCCGUGCGCUGUGGAUAAAAAACGAUUCUGCAGACGUCUGAACUGCCGUACAAAAUAUUGUAAAAAAAAUUGCCAAUAUCUACAAGUUUGGUAUUAUUUUCCAAAAGGGUUAAUAAAUCAAUUAAAUGUAUUAAUCUGAACAAAUUGAUGCAAGAAUCGGGCAUUAUUAAAGCACAAGAAUCGAAAUAUGUAUAUAUAUGUAAAUUUUCACGGCGUUUCGAUCGUGCACCUGAUAAAUUUACAAGUUUCGGACCUGUAAAUUUCGGAUAAAAUUAGGCAACUUUUUUCCAUAGCUCAGUUUGUACUUUAUUUAGAAAUUCAUAAUAAUAAUUAUGCAAUAUUCAAUUUCCAUAAAUUAGUACUGUUUAUAAUUUAUAGCAAGACGCAUCGAAAGUAGAUAUAUAGAUGUGAAACUACCGUAGAUACCCAUGUAUAAUGCGCAGUUUUUUUACCCCCGGGACCACCCCCGAAUCGUGGGUGUGCAUAAUACGCAGGUAUAGACAAUUUUCCAACUUCAAAACAAGUUUGUUACCGAUGUUCGCCAUUUUGGUAAAGGGAAACUACUCCCCGCGCUUACUGUCUCCGCUAAAAUCUAAGAUUGCCGUUACGUUCCGUAAAAGAUCGAAUUGUUUAUUUUUCUUUCAAACAAAAUUAAUUUCAUAUAAAUUUAAAAGUAUUUUGACGAAAGAAAUGUUUACAAAUCACAAAAAUUAUGAUACUAAUUAAAGAUCGAGAAUUAUCUUUAACCGUGAUCAAACUGUGAACAACAUAAUUGACACGAGGUGACACGUUAAUUGCCGGUAAUUACUGGCUUUAUGAUCGUGACAAAAAGACUAUCACACCUUUUGUUAUCAGUUUGAAUUGAGAAGCUCAUGUCAUUUUGAAAGAUACCAUUCCGAAAUAUUGAAUCAGCUGCUAUUUAUUUAUUCAAAAUAGUGAAUUAAAAAAGGUAAAACAAUAAAUAUAACAAUAAUUAACUGGUUUUAUUUUCAAGAAAACAAAAAUCGAUAGUACCGUGAGACCGAUGGUGCUCUCCGCCGCGGAGAUAAAAUUUAUUGCCGGUGUCGAUGUAAACUCUACUUUCGUUUUCCAUCCACCUCAAAAUUGACCAAAAAAUUUUAUUUAUUUUUUUUUCCCAGGAUUUUUGACUAAGAUCGGGGGUGCGCAUUAUACAUGGGUGCACAUUAUACAUGGGUAUCUACGGUAAAUGCUAUGCCGAAUCUUCUUAAAUUUCUUGCUCCCUUAUUCUGCGGAUUAAACUCUCCAGUGACAACUCCAGUUUCCUCAGAUGUGCCCAGUUUCACUAUCCAGCAUCGAAAUAGUCGAGUGCGCGGUCUUCUGUGACACUCACUCAGCUCUUGUUUUAAAUGUUUUAAAGUUUCUGCAUCAGUAUUAUGUGGAAAAGGAAACUGCUGGUUAUAUUUAAAUACCUCAUAAGAUAUUGGCAGUCAGUCAGUUCCUGUAUUUGGAGAGGUGUAUUCUACUUCAAGAUAUUUAUCCAUAUUUUGAAUACUUUCAUGAUUGUAUAUAUAAUGUAUGGACAUUUUUACAAGAAAUUAGUGGUUUUUAUGCCCCCCGAAGGGAGGCAUAUAGUUUUUGAACCGUCUGUCAGUCUGUCCGCAAUUUUCGUGUCCGGUCCAUAUCUUUGUCAUCGAUGGAUGGAUUUUCAAAUAACUUGGCAUGAAUGUGUACCACAGUAAGACGACGGGUUGAGCGCAAGACCCAGGUCCGUAGCUCAAAGGUCAAGGUCACACUUAGACGUUAAAGGUCAUUUUUCAUGAUAGUUGGGCGUGUCCGGUCCAUAUCUUUGUCAUCCAUGGAUGGAUUUUCAAAUAACUUGGCAUGAAUGUGUAUCACAGUAAGACGACGUGUUUGCAAGACCCAGGUCCGUAGCUCAAAGGUCAAGGUCACACUUAGACGUUAAAGGUCAUUUUUCAUGAUAGUUGGGUGUGUCCGGUCCAUAUCUUUGUCAUUCAUGCAUGGAUUUUAAAAUUAUUGGGCAUGAAUGUGUACCACAGUAAGACGACGUGUCGCAUGCAAGACCCAGGUCUGUAGCUCAAAGGUCAAGGUCACACUUAGACGUUAAAGGUCAUAUUUCAUGAUAGUGCAUUGAUGGGCGUGUCCGUUCCAUACCUUUGUCAUUCAUGCAUGGAUUUUAAAAUAACUACGCAUGAAUGUGUGGCACAGUAAGACGACGUGUCACGCGCAAGACCCAGGUCCGUAGGUCAAAGGUCCUAAACUCUAACAUCGGCCAUAACUAUUCAUUCAAAGUGCCAUCGGGGGCAUGUGUCAUCCUAUGGAGACAGCUCUUGUUUUCUUUUUAUAAGAAAAUAAUUGUCUCUUGUGUUUUGUUAUAAGUGCUUUAGGAGAAAGGAAAGGUGCCACAUUUCAAAAAAAAAAUCAUUUUGAACUUUUUCACAUAUCACUUCUUUAGAAAGGAUUAUUAAGGGUUCUUUUGAAAAUAACUUUCUUCCCUUGAUGGUUUUGUUCAAUAGUGAGUUUUAUGUCCAUACAAAUUUGGGAUGGGGCCUCCGUGGCCGUGUGGUUUAAAGGUCGCUGGCCCCUCAUAGAUGUGGGUUUGAGCCUCACUCGGGGCGUUGAAUAAUGAAUUCUUCAUGUGAGGAAGCCAACUAGCUGGCUUACGGAAGGUCGAUGGCUCUACCUAGGUGCCUGUCGUGACGAAAUAAUGCACAAAGGGGCACCUGGGGUCUUCCUCCACCAUCAAAGCUGGAAAGUCACUUUACGACCUUUAAUUGUGUCGAUGCAACGUUAAGCCCAAUAAAAACAAAGAAUUGGGGGAGGGAGGGGGGAGUGGAUUUGAUUUUCAGCAUUUAAAUGCAUCCACGUUAUGUUGCCAUCUUUUUCCUGCAUGAAUCUUUGAGACAGGAUUGAACCAGGAUGGUAUUUAUCCUAGGAUGAUGAGCUGUUUAUUUGAGUUUAUUGUUAUUUAUUCUUGAUUGCACUGAAAGCUUUCAAUUUAUUUGAAUCACUUGCAAACUUGUUUGAUUUAUGGCAAAAAGCAGACUUGUAGACUAAAGAGAUGUAGUCUUGAUCUCAUUGCGGCUCAGACCUGCCACCUCUUUGUUGAAUAACAUAUUAAUAGACCACUGCUACCUCUAUACACUCUUUAAGAUGUAAUGCACUGUUAAGGAUAUUUGAUUUAAUUAAUCUUUAGCCUGCUGGCACCAAGUGAUUGCCUUUGCGACGAGUGUAGACCAAGAUCAGCCUGCACCUCCGUGCAGGCUCAGAUCAUGGUCUGCACUGUUCGCUAUUCAGUCAGUAAAUUGUCAGUGAACACCCAUCGAAUAAUAAAUGGUAUUGCCCAUAUUGAGUGAUAGACCAGUCCAUUUUAGAAAUUUAGUAGGCUAAAGGUUAAUGAUUGUACAAAUUGAACAAGUGGCAUGCUGUUUUGAUGUUUCAGUUACUAAGAGAUGCAUAAUUAUUUAGUGAUUUUUACUUCAGGAAAAGUUCUAAAAUUGUUUGAAAUUUCUGUUGUUGAAAAGCACCAAGUACUUUAUUCAAGUGUUGUACUUUCAGUAAGAAAUAUAAAAGUUCAUGUUAUCAGGCAGCCAAAGGGAAUUAAUAUUGUUAAAACAAAUUUCUGUAUUGCGAUUUUGGAUUAUUAUUUACCUUUAGUUACAUGUCUUUUAACUCUUGAAAAGUGUUGGUUUUGUUUUAUCAAGUGAUCAUACAUAAUAGUAUUGCUGUAUUAUUUGUUUGAGUCAUAAUAUCUUUUGUUACCUUUUAUUGUCAAAAUAUGCUUUUUAGCUCAUCUGAUUUUUUGGGGGGGGAAAUGAGGAGUUAUUGUCAUCACUUGAUCAAUUGCCUGGUUAAGUUUUAUGUUUAGGUCAGCUUUUCUCCUAAACUAUCAAAGCUAUUGCUUUGAACAUUGCAACACAUGUUCAACAUCAAAAGCUGACUCUGUACAGCAAGAAACAUAACUCCAUCCUGCUUUUUUGCAAGAAUUAUGGCCCCUGUUGGACUUAGAAAAUAUCAGAUUACUUGGUUAAGUUUUAUGUUUUACUUAAAUUCUUCUAAACUAUCAAAGCAAUUGCUUUAAAACUUGUUCACCAUCAAAAGCUGACUCUGUGCAGCAAGAAACAAACUCCAUCCUGCUUUUUACAAGAAUUAUGGCUCCUUUUGCACUUAGAAAAUGUCAGAUUUCUUGGUUAAGUUAUGCAAAUUUUGAUUCCAUACCUCAUGUUUUUAUUUCGAUGUAAAUGAGAUGUGGAACCAAAAUUUGUAGUCCUUUUUGGCGCCAAUCUAUACUGUGUUGGUGCGCCGUAACACCCAAAUAAAUAAAUAAAUUUGCAUUUAGGUCCACUUUUCUCCUCUAUGGUCACAAAGCUAUUGCUUUAAAACUUGGAGCAGGUAUUCGCCGUUAAAACUUACUCAGCACAGCAAGUAACAUAACUCCAUCCUGCAUUUUGCAAGAAUUAUGGCCCCUUUUGGACUUCGAAAAUCACGGGUAGGACAAUAUUUCUAUUAUACAGAGACAAAAACAUCAGAUGAGCGUCUGCACCCGCAAGGUGCUGCUCUUGUUUGUAUUGACGAUGACUUGCUUAUUAUGGAAUGUCACCAUGUGCAUUUUGUAUCCUAUCAUAGACUUCUUGUAUGUACAUGUAGUAAUAGCCUUAGGAGACCCUGUUUCUGUCUUGUCUGUCAUGUCACAAAGAUUUUUUUCAUGUUUCCUUGAAAAUGCAUUGUUAAACUUGUACUGAACUUGGAAGAAAAGAAUCACAAGAUAUCUGAUGGGGUAUGCUGCACACAGUAAAUGCUUGUUAAAUUAGUACGGAGAUAUUUGUUUCCUUUCUAAAUUGCUGUUCGUUUAAAUGUAUUAGACAGGACUUCCUCAAUAUGCCUAAAAUAUGGGCUAGUGUAAAACUAAGUAUUAGUUUGUUAAUUAUAUGAAUUUGCUUCCAAUAUUAGCAAGUGAAAAAAAAGAUUUUUUUUUUUUCUAGUUUUAGGCAAAAUGAAUAAAUGAAAGAACUAAAGGGUAGCCACAUAGCCCAGUAGCAACAUUAGUGUCACACACAUCCCAGUAAGUGUUUGACCUAAAGUCAUCAAACAGGAUCGUUAUUCAGCAUGUGAUGUUGUGCGUCUGGGGUCUUGCAGAGUUUUGGCCCUUGACUUAGUCAAAAGUAUUCAUAAAGGACCUAAAUAUUUAUGUAGCAUAUUUGUGCACACCGGGUUUUGUUUGAGAUUUUGCUCUGUAAGAUGAGAUGUAUGGCCUUUGACAGUCAAAAAAUGUGCAUAUAGGGACCUAAAUGUUUGUGUUUCACAUAUCUCAAAACGUAUUUAGAGUCGUGAAACUACUUAGGAAUGUUAUUUUAUUGAAGCGCUAUUCAGCAUGCGAGGUUGUUUGGGAUUUCACUCUGUAAGACAAAGAGUAAUGGCCCUUGACAUAGUCAAAAGUAUGCAUAAAGAGGCCUAAAAGUUUGUGUUGCACAUAUAUCUCAAGAAGUGUUUGACCUAGUGUAAUGAAACCAUAAGUGAAUAUUAUUCAGCAUGUGAAGUUGUGUACCUUGGCUUUUGUUAGCAAGAUCAGGGUUAUGGCCUUUGGAGACAUGUCUUGUUUGUGAAAAACAAACUCUAGCUAUAUUUAUUUUUGUUUCUUUUUUAUAUUUUAUUCUUUUAUGUUAUGUAAAUACAUAUAUUUUUUGUUUUAGUGAACAAUUUUGUAGCUCAACUGAGCAUAGAGUGCUCAAGGUGAGCUAUUAUGACCAGUCAUUGUCCGUCGUUAACACUCUAGAGGCCACAGUUGUGACCCAAUCUUUAUGAAACUUUGUCAAAAUAUUUGUCUUGAUGAUCUCUAGGUCAAGUUCGAAACUGGGCCAUGUAGGGUCAAAAACUAGGUCAGUAGGCCAGAUCAAAGGAAAAUCUUGUUUACACUCCUAGAGGCCGCAGUUUAAGUUUGAAACUCGUGAGAAUUGGUCAAAAUAUUUGUCUUGAUGACUUAUAGGUCAGGUUCGAAUAUGGGUCAUGUGGGGUAAAAAACUAGGUCACCUGGUCAAAUCAAAGGAAAAGCUUGUUAACACUCUAGAAGCCACAUUUAUGACCCUAUCUUCAUGAAACUUAGAAUGUUUAUCUUGAUCAUCUUUAGGAAAAGUUCAAAACUUGGUCAUGUGGGGUCAAAAACUAGGUUCAUGAAAAUUCUAGGGGCUGCAUUUUUAAUUGGAUCUUCAUGAAAUUUUAUAGAAUGUUUAUUUUGAUGAAAUCUAGGUCAAGUUCGAAUAUAGGUCAUCUGUGGUCAAAAACUAGGUCACCUGCUCAAAUCAAAGAAAAACUUGUGUGUGUGCAAUUAGGGCUACAUUUUUCACUGGAUAUUCAUGAAAUUUAAUCAGAAUGAUCUUCUUAAUGAAAUCUAGGUCAAGUUCGAAUAUGGAUCAUCUGGGGUCAAAAACUAGGUCACCCGGUCAAAACAAAGGAAAAGCUUGUGUAUGCAAUAGGGGCUGCAUUUUUCACUGGAAAUUUGUGGAAUUUGAUCAGAUUGAUUGUCUUGAUCAGUUCUAGGUAAGGUUUGAAAUAGAUCAUCUGGGGUCAAAAACUAGAUCAGUCAAAGAAAAACCACAUGUAUGCAAUAGGGGCUGCAUUUUACACCAGUUAUUCAUGAAAUUUGAUGAGAUUGUUUGUCUUGUUGAAGGUACUCAGCAUAGAUAUUUGGACUACAUGUAUAACUUCGAUACAGAUUUCAGUACUCAUCUUUAGUAUUUUAACCCUGACCUACUUUCUUGAUUUUGAAGUUACAGCAAAGUAAUUUGGACCAUGUGUAUAAUUUUUGAUACAAAUUACAAAACUCAUCUUGAAUAGUCUUACUUAUCCCCUACUGACCUACUUUCUUGUUUUUGAAGUUACAACAUAGAAAUUUGGACCACAUGUAUAAUUUUUGAUACGGAUUUCAAUACUCCUCUUUAAUUUUUGACCUACUUUCUUGUUUUUGAAGCUACAGCAAAAAGAUUUGGACCACCUGUAUAAUUUUUCAUACAGAUUUCAGUAGUUAUCUUGAAUUAUCUUUACCAUGACCUACUAAACUACCCAUGUGAGCGAUGUAGGGCCAUCAUUGCCCUCUUGUUUUCAAAUUUGUUGGAGUGAUGUGUUAUUUCAUUUGUUGUUUAAAAAAGAAAUCAAUGAAGAAUCCUUUUGACACUGGGGUAAAUAAAAAAAUCACAUAAUUACGUAUUUCUUCUAAGAAAAUAAUUAUGGUCAGUCCAUUAGCAAAAUAAUUAUUUUGUUUCUAACCAGAAUAAUAAAAUUAUUUUGUUUUCAAAAUCCAUUUGAUGAUUGUCUGUGGUCAGCAGUUGGUCUAUAUUGCUUUUCAGUUUACAACUAUCAUACUUUGUAAGAUUGCCUUUAGUCUGUAGAUGACCCCUUAUUUUGGGGUCAUAAGGUCAAUGUCACAGCAUACUGUUUAAUAUGUACUUGUUACCUUCAUACCAACUUGUGUAUGAAAAGAACUGGAACCACUGUCUUACCCUUGCAUGAUCAUAAGAGAUGACUUGCAGUGUCUGAAUGCUUGGUUUUGCUGUAUCUCUGGGAUUACAACUGGAAUAAACGUUUGGACUCCUUACCUUGUAUCUUCAUUUCACUGUAAAUUAGACAAAAUACCAAAAUUUUAAUCCUGUUUGGUGUCAUAAACCCUGUACUGUGUUGGUAUUCUGUAAAACCCAGAUAAAAACAUUAACUCAUGUGGUAUGCAUUCUAAAAAUAACUUGUUUUACAGUGCAUAAUUCCUACAAUUUAUUCUAGCAUAGAUUUUUGUAAAAAAUUCAAUAUAAUUUACAUAUAUUUCUAAUUUAUUAUACAAACUCGCUGAUAGAUGCUUUUUGUGAUCAAACAGGCUAAAAUCGAGACAGUUAACAUGACUAUAAGAAAAAUUAAAUGGUUUUCAGAUCUGAACUUUUGCUCUCGUUUUAGACUAGUUAAAAAAGUUGUUUGUUAAUUAGUGUUGACACAUACUGUGUUGUUUGCUUAAGCAAAGCAAAUAUUAUUACAUUGCUUGUGUUUGCCUGUGUUCUGAUUACAAAAUGUGAAACCUUUUAAGACUGAAUGCAUAUACCGUAUUUAUUAUAGUGUGUUUUCUAGAAAUAAUGUUGUAAAAAUACAUAGAACUUGGACAUUCCAACGUAAUGUACAGGAAAACACUGCUCACUCUAUUAUCGAUGACUCAACACUGGGGAUGACUUGAGGAAUUCAGGUGGUUCUCGGGCUGUUUUUUAGGAAAGAAAAUAAUAAAGACUUAGUACCUUGUUUAGGUAAGAAUGAUAAGAGAAAUGUGUGGUAGUAUUCAGCAUAGUUUACUAAGCCUGUUCCAGUCUGCAUUAGAGCUUUAUUUGAAAGGAAAAAUUUGGUUUUUUUAAACAAAAAGCCAAGAUGCACAUUUUUAUACGCCCGUUUGAAAAACGGGACGUAUUAUGGGAACGCCCCUGGCGGGCGGGCGGCGUCCACAGACCUUGUCCGGAGCAUAUCUUCUACAUGCAUGAAGGGAUUUUGAUGAAACUUGGCACAGUUGUUCACCAUCAUGAGACGGAGUGUCAUGUGCAAGAACCAGGUCCCUAGGUCUAAGGUCAAGGUCACACUUAGAGGUCAAAGGUCAAAUUCAAGAAUGACUUUGUCCGGAGCAUAUCUUCUUCAUGCAUAGAGGGAUUUUGAUGAAAGUUGGCACAAUUGUUCAUCAUCAUGAGAAGAAGUGUCAUGCGCAAGAACCAGGUCCCUAGGUCUAAGGUCAAGGUCACACUUAGAGGUCAAAGGAUACAAGAAUGAAAACUUUGUCCGGAGCAUUUCUUCUUCAUGCAUAGAGGGAUUUUGAUAUAACUUGGCACAAAUGUUCACCACCAUGAGGCGGAGUGUCAUGCGCAAGAACCAGGUCUCUAGGUCUAAGGUCAAGGUCACACUUAGAGGUCAAAGGAUACAAGAAUGAAAACCUUGUCCGGAGCAUGUCUUCUUCAUGCAUAGAGGGAUUUUGAUAUAACUUGGCACAAAUGUUCACCACCACGAGACGUAGUGCGCAAGAACCAGGUCCCUAGGUCUAAGGUCAAGGUCACACUUAGAGGCCAAAGGUCAGAUACAAGAAUGACUUUGUCCGAAGCAUUUCUUCUUCAUGCAUGGAGGGAUUUUGAUGUAACUUGACACAAUUAUACACCAUCAUGAGACGAAGUGUCAUGCGCAGUUCCCUUCUUUCGAAUUACUUCCCUUUGUUGUUACUAUAAAUAGCUUAUAUUGUAACUUUUUCAUUACUAGUCAUAGGGAAAAAUCGAGACCACUUUUCUGUAGUACAAUAUGCAUGCUACAUCCAAUUUUGAAGUGUAUUUUGACCAGUCUCUACCUGGUAAAGAUUUUUGUGAGGACUUACUUAGUCGUUACUAUAAAUAAAUUAUAUUGUAACUUUUUUAUAAUUGACCGUAGGGAAAAACCAAGACCACUUUUCUGUGGUACAACAUAGAUGUUACUUUCCAAUUUUAGGUGUAUUUUAAGGUAUAUCUACCUGGUAAGGAGUUUUUUUGUGGACUUAGAAAAACAAAACACUUAGUUAUUACUAAACAACCACAAAGUUAAAAUUCCAUUUGCAAAUACAGGUGCUAGAGUAAAGAAAUUUGCUGUGACGGGCGUAUAUUGUGACAUUCUUGCACUCUUGUUUUUUUUAAUUCCUUUUAGUUACAUUUUAAAUCUGAAUAUAAAACUGGCAUAUAGGGUUGCCAGUACGAGUUGUGAAAGUGUUUUCUGUUUUUAGCUCUGUCAUUUAAUGUUGGAGGAUGAUUAAGAUGGACCUUUUCUGUUAAGGUUAGGUUAAAGUAGAAUAUAGUGUUUCAGUAAAAAGUAUGUGUUUUUUUUAUAAUUGAAAUAAUUAGAAAUGUGUCCAUUACUGCAUUCCUUAUUCCGAUUUAUUCUUCUCAUUUUUCAAUUGUAUUUCAAGAUUGUUUUACUAUUUAGGUAGAAUCUUAUAGUUUCAGACAGGGAAUUAAUCCCCUAUUUCUUGAAACUAUGAAGUCUCCAAAACACUGUUUCCAUCAAAGAUAAAUAUUUUAACUUGAUUUUCAUGUGUAUCAAACUUUAUCAAUAAGAGUGCAGUUUUGUUUCAAAAUUAAUGAAUCCAAGCACAACUUUGAACAGGAAAUAAUAAGAAUAUAAUAUUGUAUGGAACCUAAUCAGUUAAGAGUGUAACAGUGUAUUAUACCAAAGGAGUAAUUGUGAAUAAUUUGCAUGAAUGUUAAUUCUAAAUCAAACUUUGCCCCAUGUGGUUCUGGGACGAUCUGUGUAUGAAAAGAAUUGGAACCACUGCCUUACCCUUGCAUGAUCGUAAGAGGCAACUAAUAUGGUCUUAACACUUGGUUUUGCAGUAACUCUGUGAUUCCAGCAGGUAUGCAAAGUUUGAUUCCAUACCUCCUGUUUUUAUUUCGAUGUAAAUGAGAUGUGGAACCAAAAUUUGUAGUCCUGUUUGGCGCCAUAUAACCUAUACUGUGUUGUUGCGCCAUAAAACCCAAAUAAAUAAAUUGAUUUUGAAUGUUUACAAUGUUUAAAGGGAAAGGCGAAACAAAAGGUUAAACUAAGGGAUAAUCAGCAGUUUUUGCCAUCUCUAGACACAAAACUGUACUCUUCGAAAUAAUCUAAGAACAGUAAAGAGAACAGUGGCAUAGAAAUAGUCAUUAAUAGUAGAUAAUUAUUGUAAUUCAAACCCAAUAGUAGCAGUAUCUAAUAUGACCAGGUGCAGAUGUGCUGAAUAUUUAUAGAUUUUAUAUCAAGAUAUGUGCUGUUCUGCUGUGGAGAUGAGCAUAUUCCGGAGCACAGGACAAGUGCAGGUUUCUUCAUGCAAAGCUUAUAAUCCAUUCUUUAUGACGAGUUUGCAUACUGUAUACAUUUGGACUUUGCCUAUGUCACUUCACAUAAGCAAGAAUAGAAUUUUAAAAUGUAACAAUUUUCAAAAGAGGUCCAUGAGUUAUACUCCUUGAAACAAUUCUCUACAAUUUUAUGUUAUAGAGACUAUUCUUUUUCUACUUGUUAUUAGUUUGUCAUGCUAAAUGGAUGAUAAUGUCUAUAUGUGCUGUCAUUUUGUUUUUGCGAAAUAUAAAAAUGGCCUUUAUCUUCGAAACCUGUUUUUUUGCUUGUUUGUUUUAUUUCAUAGAAAAGUUACAAAUAAAACUCAAAAUCA
Messenger RNA from Mercenaria mercenaria, 22948 nucleotides. Its product is annotated as titin homolog. Bases 175 to 4665 code for a protein of 1496 amino acids. The record is from RefSeq and is a predicted model, not a curated record. Lineage: Eukaryota; Metazoa; Mollusca; Bivalvia; Venerida; Veneridae. The transcript is spliced from 3 exons.